Molecule: messenger RNA, 10188 nt
Organism: Pangasianodon hypophthalmus (striped catfish)
Lineage: Eukaryota; Metazoa; Chordata; Actinopteri; Siluriformes; Pangasiidae
Product: mucin-5AC
Exons: 13
Coding region: 4653-8099 (1148 amino acids)
Source: RefSeq, a predicted model, not a curated record
AGCUCAAGAUUAAUGCUUUAAAAUGCUUGAUAUUUCAGGUAUGUUCCUGUGCUCACAUCUCUGUAUCCACUGCUGUUAUUUAUAUGAUGGCUCAUAACUUAAGAAACAAGUAUUUCAAGUUGUCUUGGUUUCUUUACUGUAACAGUGUUUUCCUCCAGCUUGCGUAGUUUCUCUACACAGAAAGACGGAGUAGCAGCUCUCACUGCUCAGAAUUCACAUCUAAUUCUCAGGAAUAUCAAACACAUUUAGUGAAAGAAAGAGGCUUCGCAGAUGAACCUCGUGCUUCAAAGCAGCUCUGAUGCAAAAAGGUGAAUUAAUGAGCAAAGCACAGACCAUAAAAAAAUAAAACUUUAGCAGAGUUUCUUUUCAUAAUAAGUCAUAAUAUUUUAAUUAUCUCUAGGCAGCAGUUUAUUAGGUGUGAAAGACUCUUCAUUGACACUAUUUUGGUGUGUGAUCAUGUUGGCUGAUCAAAACACUUCCUUAAGUUUUGAGGAAAUUUACUGUCUCCUUUUGCUAAAUUACAAUCUAUGACCUUCCUAUUUUGUCAAACGUGUAUUUAUUUUUGUGCUUUAUUAUUUCUAAAAAAAACAAACAAACAAAAAAAAAACUAAUUAAAUAAACUCCUUUUUCCACCAAGUGAUUCACAAAUAAAGUUUUCAGUCGAUUUCUGAUGGUCUCGCGAGCCUGAACUUCUCCUCUUCUCUGUUAUCUCUGAGAUUUCUUCAGCUUAGACACACAUAAUCUAUUUCAGACAGCUUGCUAUGCAAAGUCAUUUAACAUAUGUUUACAUCAUGCGUGAUAUAUGUAUUUGUUAUGUAUUAUUGAUGUUAAGAUACAGAAACGUGUAUCUUCCGUGUAUAAUGCAGGCUACUGGAGACAUUGUGGAGCUCUUUAGGAAAGUUUAACAUCAUGGAGAGAUUUUCUUCACUUGUUCUGCCUACCUGAUUUUAAGAGGCACCUGUAUUAUAGUACAAAACAAACCUGUGUAAGAACGCUUACAUGCAGUUAAAACUAAUCCCUCCACCACUGUCAUUAUCUCAUAAUAUUAACCAACUGUCAAAGUGUGAAACAAUAGCAGUGUGUCAAACAUAAACAUACAGUGUUUUACUGCAUGAUAAUGGAUUUACCCAGCUCUGUUUACUUUAACACCUUUACGGUUAGAAGAUAACCAUUAUCUAACCCUUACUAUAUACAGUAUAUAUAUGUAAAUAUAUAUAUAUAUAUAUAUAUAGAGAGAGAGAGAGAGAGAGAGAGAGUACAAACUUUGUUAUAGAUGUUUAUUUUCUGACUUCUACAUUAUUGAUUCAGUACAAAAACAUUUUAGAUUCCAAACAUUAGUUUUCCAGCACAAAAUGAAAUGUUACAGAAAAAUGUUUGUAUGUCAGUAAAGAAAGCAGCAGAUUUGAAAAGAGACACUUUUCAGAUAAAAACAUAAUGAAGGCUGCUGGGUUUCGCUGCAGAAAUAAGAAGCGAGUCGACAGUCAAAGUCUCCAGAAGAACUGUGGCUGCUUCUGCAAGAUGCUCAGUAACACUUCCAGCUCAUUUCCUUAUAAAACUGCACACACUGCACCUCAGAUACUGCUUUAUUUUAUUUAAAGUGAAGGAUCGUCACAUUAAAUACUGACUUUGUUUCAUUUAUUACUGUUUACUGCUCUUUAUAGGAUUUUUUUCAAAUGUAGAAACAUUUAAUUUCAUAAUUUUUGAAGGCAUCUUUGUUCUACAGCAUUUCUUUGCACAAGCCUAAGACUUGCCACGGUUAAAGUCACAGAGAUCACACUUUUUCUUCAUUCUGAUGUUUGACGUGAACAUUAACUGAAGCUCUUGACCUGUAUCUGCAGGAUUUUAUGCAUUAUGCUGCUGCCAUGUGAUUGGUUGACUGGAUAACUACAUGAAUGAGCAGGUAUACAGGUGUUCCUAUUAAAGUGGUAGGUGAGUGUUAUACACUAAUUUUGAAUAUAAGCAAGUUAUAUUACAUCGGUAGAGCAUAAGCAGAAUUUUAAGGCUAAAUACAAGCUUUCUAUUUCUCUGGAUGCCUUUUCUUUUUCUCCUCUUGUCUUGUUUGUAAAUCAGCUAUAGCAUUUCCAUUGGAGUCCAAUAUUAGCCAAAGCAUCCUGGAACUGAAUCAAGCUCAUAUUUAAUCAGUGCAUUUUUGGCAGCUACACUUUCUGUUGUGUUACACUCCAACCACUGCUGUGGAUUAUAGAUGAAAACUUUUUACUAUAAAUAUGAUCACAGGGACAGUUGUAUCGGAGGCUACAUGUGUGCAGAACUCCAUCUUAGAUUCUUCUACAUGCUAAUAUUUCAGUGGGUUUAUUUGUGGAAUGUGUAGCAAAGGUGUUUGAGUUAGCAUGCAUAUUUGGAGAAAGUGAGGCUGUACAUUUAUAAGUGCAGCUACUCUGUUAGGAGCGAUAACCGAACAUUUUUAUGAACAAAUUUUAUGUGGGAAUGUAAACAUCCAUUACACACCAAUGAAACGUUUAAAACAGAUAUUAUCUGAGUGGUUUAAAAUAAGCAUAGCAGUUUUAGAUUUUCCCCAAAGUUGUUAGACCUGUGUUCCUCGGUCCUGCACAUGGUGCACUAGACAAUGAACUAAAACUAAUAAUGCAUGAGAACGUACAGUUCUGUUAACCUCAGUUAUCAAGCUUAGGGGAGAAAUUAAAAUUGGUAAAUUAAAAUGAAAAUUGUACAGCGAACACUCCACAUAAACAGAUUUUAAAAAUGUGUGUAAUCAUUGACAUGGUGAAGUUUUCUGUAAAAACACGUUUAUGUAACAUUUAUGGAAGGAGUCUCCAGUGUCAGCGCUUUGUAACAGUCAGAGGUAAAGCUGUAACUUUAAGUUUUUCGACAUCUUCAGGACAGAGGAGUUUACGCUUCUUUGUGGUUUCUCGAUUUUUUUCUAUUAACUUACCUGGUGAGGGAAAGACUGUUUAUAGCUGCUAUAACGUACAUGAGAACAGGAACUAACCUGUUUCACUGAUGUUCCACAACAUUAAAUGUAAAUAUAAGUGGAUAAAAUGUCUCAUUAUUCAAUAAAUAAAAAUUUAAAAAAAAUGUAAAAAUAAAAACUUGCUGAAUAUAGUGCAAAGGAAAAUAAUCAGCUUCAGGAUGAUGACAGUAACUCUGCUUUAUCACACUACCUUGUCAUCUUUUAUUACUUAUACAUAUCAUAAUUUAUUAAAAUAAAAAAAAUUAAAUUCUUCAUUCAUCAGAUUAAGUCCAACUUUAAAAGGGAAAGUCAAAAUCCAAAAAGAGAAUGUAAUACUAGAUCUAAAAGUGCAUGUGAAAUAAGACACUUUCGCAGUGUAUUGCUGAUGCAUGAAUUAAUGACGUUUCAUCACUCUGAUGAUCCACACAGGAGAGAAACUUGCAUCACAGAAAUAUGUUAAAAGUGUGGAGAAGCUCAGAGACAAGAUUUAUGCUUUAAAAUGCCUGAUAUUUCAGUUGUGUUUCUGUUUCUCUGAUAUUUCAGUCAUGUCUCUGUAUCCACUGCUGUCAUUUAUGUCACAGAAGCAAGUAUUUCAAGUUGUCUGGGUCGCUUUACUGCUAGCCCGUGUAUUUUCUCUACAGGCAUACAAUUUGAUAAAAUCCCUAUUUGUGGUUAAUCUGUAAAUCCAGUAAAUGUGUAUACAGAGUGCAUCAGUAUAUUGAAACCAAAGCGCCUUUCUGCGUGAGUGCAGUGACGUUAAAGCCUUCAAUAUCUGACACGUUGGGAGUGAGGACAGGAUGUUUAUUAUGUGAUUUUAUUUAAAUAUAGGAGGAAUCACUAAUUUUGCUGAAAUAUUUAUGCAAAGAGAAGCUAUUGAGCUGAGACUUAACUACAGUGAGCUAGAAAAACAGUUUUUAAAUUAAAUUAAAGAGGUAAUAAAAGCAUGAACUAGUUUAUCUGCAUCUUGUAGUGAUCUCUUAUCUUAGCAAUAUUUCAGAGAUGAAAGAAGGUUAUCCUAUAGAUAUUAUAUACACGAGCUUCAAAUGAGAGACUGGAGUCAAUAAUCACACCAAGGUCUUUUACUGCUGCACAGGAUGAAACAGAAAGGCCAUCCAGAGUUAUCAGAACUUCUUUCUUGUCAGAAUUAAAUACCAGGAAGUUCUAGUUCUGGUCAUGAACUUAGAAGUGAUAACAUCAGGAGCUUGGGAGUGGCAGCUGGUAGCAACCACUGCUGCAGCUUGAAGCUUUUUUUUAAGGCUGUUAUUACAAUAAGUCAUGAACCUGUACAGAGUUUGUCAAAUUAUUUACACAAGAAGAUAACAAACCUGUCAAUCUUUAAAAGGUCAGGGAGAUUUGUAAUCUAUUUUAAACAGAACUGGAUAUGAACCAAACAAGGUGAUAGCUAUUAAGAGCAUUCUUUCUUCCUGAGCUCGUAAGAAAAAACAAAAUUGCUUCUGUAGAAAUCUGUGUCAGGAUCCUGGUCAUAUCUACAAUUUUUUAUUUGUAAUAUGUUAAUGUUACAGUUGUUUUGUACCAUGCAGAUUGCUGUAUAGAAAGACAACAUCAGUUAUCUCUGUCUCUUAAGCCAUAUUUGGACUGGAUUCGUUUUACAUGAGGAGGUGGAGUAAUGUAAUUAUUAUCUCUUGGAUUUUAGUCCUGUCCGAAUUCGUAAGGGAGAAACACCUCCAAAUCGCACACCUUUAAAGGGACUAGGAUCCGAUAAAGGAUGAAGAUAAAACCCCUGCCGGUCCUAUUAGUACUAAUAGGACUACUGGGGACAUCAUCUGAUCACAAUCAGCUGUUAGUUCAUGGCUGGAGAAGGACUGACAAUGGUUUAGUUAUCCCAGAUCCUCAGGAUUUGAACACUACUGCUAUCGAAAACCCAGUGAAUAUAUUGAACUCUGUAACUGCAGAAGCUUUGAAUAAUGGAACGGAUGUCAAACUUUUUAGGGAAGGAGCUCAAGUAAUUGUCAGAAGGUACUGGUAUCCAUAUCUUGUUAUAGGAGUCCAGGCGCAAUCACCAGCAACUACUGCAUCCACAACGCCUUCACUUACACCUACAAACUUCACAACCCAGACCAUCACAACUCUUAAAACAGCCAGUGCAGAAAUGACAACUCCUGCAGAGUUGUUACCAUCACAUGCUUCUACUGCCCCCUACAGUACACCUGAAGGACAUAGUACAGCUAGUACAAUAUCAACUACUUCAACACAGGAAGCUACAACUGGGACAACUGCUUCAAUAACAGAUUCAAUAACAACUACAUCUCUGACACAGGAAGCUACAACUGGGACAAAUGUUUCAAUAACAGAUUCAAUAACAACUACAUCUCCGACACAGGAAGCUACAACUGGGACAAAUGUUUCAAUAACAGAUUCAAUAACAACUACGUCUCCGACACAGGAAGCUACAACUGGGACAAAUGUUUCAAUAACAGAUUCAAUAACAACUACGUCUCCGACACAGGAAGCUACAACUGGGACAACUGCUUCAAUAACAGAUUCAAUAACAACUACAUCUCCGACACAGGAAGCUUCAACUGGGACAAAUGUUUCAAUAACAGAUUCAAUAACAACUACAUCUCCGACACAGGAAGCUACAACUGGGACAAAUGUUUCAAUUACAGAUUCAAUAACAACUACAUCUCCGACACAGGAAGCUACAACUGGGACAAAUGUUUCAAUUACAGAUUCAAUAACAACUACGUCUCCGACACAGGAAGCUACAACUGGGACAAAUGUUUCAAUAACAGAUUCAAUAACAACUACGUCUCCGACACAGGAAGCUACAACUGGGACAAAUGUUUCAAUAACAGAUUCAAUAACAACUAAAUCUCCAACACAGGAAGCUACAACUGGGACAAAUGUUUCAAUAACAGAUUCAAUAAUAACUACAUCUCCGACACAGGAAGCUACAACUGGGACAAAUGUUUCAAUUACAGAUUCAAUAACAACUACGUCUCCGACACAGGAAGCUACAACUGGGACAAAUGUUUCAAUAACAGAUUCAAUAACAACUACGUCUCCGACACAGGAAGCUACAACUGGGACAAAUGUUUCAAUAACAGAUUCAAUAACAACUAAAUCUCCAACACAGGAAGCUACAACUGGGACAAAUGUUUCAAUAACAGAUUCAAUAAUAACUACGUCUCCGACACAGGAAGCUACAACUGGGACAAAUGUUUCAAUUACAGAUUCAAUAACAACUACAUCUCCGACACAGGAAGCUACAACUGGGACAAAUGUUUCAAUAACAGAUUCAAUAACAACUAAAUCUCCGACACAGGAAGCUACAACUGGGACAAAUGUUUCAAUAACAGAUUCAAUAACAACUAAAUCUCCGACACAGGAAGCUACAACUGGGACAAAUGUUUCAAUAACAGAUUCAAUAACAACUACAUCUCCGACACAGGAAGCUACAACUGGGACAAAUGUUUCAAUUACAGAUUCAAUAACAACUACGUCUCCGACACAGGAAGCUACAACGGGGACAAAUGUUUCAAUUACAGAUUCAAUAACAACUACGUCUCCGACACAGGAAGCUACAACGGGGACAAAUGUUUCAAUUACAGAUUCAAUAACAACUACGUCUCCGACACAGGAAGCUACAACUGGGACAAAUGUUUCAAUAACAGAUUCAAUAACAACUACGUCUCCGACACAGGAAGCUACAACUGGGACAAAUGUUUCAAUAACAGAUUCAAUAACAACUACGUCUCCGACACAGGAAGCUACAACUGGGACAACUGCUUCAAUAACAGAUUCAAUAACAACUACGUCUCCGACACAGGAAGCUACAACUGGGACAAAUGUUUCAAUAACAGAUUCAAUAACAACUACGUCUCCGACACAGGAAGCUUCAACUGGGACAAAUGUUUCAAUUACAGAUUCAAUAACAACUACGUCUCCGACACAGGAAGCUACAACUGGGACAAAUGUUUCAAUUACAGAUUCAAUAACAACUACGUCUCCGACACAGGAAGCUACAACUGGGACAAAUGUUUCAAUAACAGAUUCAAUAACAACUAAAUCUCCGACACAGGAAGCUACAACUGGGACAAAUGUUUCAAUAACAGAUUCAAUAACAACUACGUCUCCGACACAGGAAGCUACAACUGGGACAAAUGUUUCAAUAACAGAUUCAAUAACAACUACGUCUCCGACACAGGAAGCUACAACUGGGACAAAUGUUUCAAUUACAGAUUCAAUAACAACUAAAUCUCCGACACAGGAAGCUACAACUGGGACAAAUGUUUCAAUAACAGAUUCAAUAACAACUAAAUCUCCGACACAGGAAGCUACAACUGGGACAAAUGUUUCAAUAACAGAUUCAAUAACAACUAAAUCUCCGACACAGGAAGCUACAACUGGGACAAAUGUUUCAAUUACAGAUUCAAUAUCAACUACAUCUCUGACCCAGGAAGCUACAACAACAACAGCUGUGGAAGAAUCGAAAACAAAAACUCCAAUAAUUUUAGUACCAGAGAAAGCAACAACCAAUAUACCAACCAUAAAAACAUCCAAAACUCCAUCAACAACAACAACAACAGACAUUAAAACAACCAAAACUCCAACCACAACAAUAACCAAAACUCUAACCACAACAACCAAAACUCUAACCACAACAACAACAACAACAACAACAACCAAAAAACCAACCACAGCAACAACCAAAAAAACAACCACUACAACACCAACAACAACAACAACUACUACUGCUACUACUACUACUACUCCUCCUGCAGUAAUAGUAUUAAAGAUAGAAAUUCUCAAAUUCACUCUUGACAUGACGUUCAUCGCAGACCUCGCAAAUCCUUUAUCAGCUGCUUUCCUAUCACUUGCUGCAUGGAUUGAAGAACAGCUUAAUAUAGUAUAUAAAGCGAAAUUUGACAAACGCUACAGCCAUUCCAAAGUCAACAACCUUCAGAAAGGAUCUAUUAAAGUAAAUGCAACAUUAUUCUUUUUUGACACGAUGCCUGACAAUAUGUUGCUAGAAAACACUCUGAUUUCAGCCUGGGAAAGUGACGUUACCAGCUUGCCUCUAAUAAAUAACACUGUUGUUGCUGGACAAGGUGACCCGUCUAGCAGCUCUCCGAGGGAAGCGUUAUUUUCUUCAGUGACCCUCCUUCUCACAUGUGUACUUUUAAUAUCACAAACUCUUUCAUUAAUAUAGUCCACAGGGUGUUUUUAGCCCCACAGAUCACCAAAAUGUAGAUUAUAACUAAACAUAACCUUUUUAAAUUCAAAUAGUGAUAAAGAAGCCCUAGUUGUUUUCAAUCACUUAUAGAAGUCUAUGUGUACAGUAGCCGAAUGUUUGUACUGGCUUAUGGAUUUUUACAUUAUUUAUGAAGAGGUAUUUGGGUAAAGAUAUAUAUAUAUAUAUAUAUAUAUAUAUGUAUAUUGCUAGCUUUUCAUACUUACCUGAGUGUGAAUUCUUAAUUCUUGCCCUGUAAUGUCUACUGGGUAGAUUUCUGGGAUUAUUCUUAAAUCUGUAUAUUUGUUUUUGUUCUUCAUAAUAUCCUUAGUGUAGCCUUUUCACUGUUUAUUAUGUGCCUAACUUGCUUGCCUGCUUGUAUUUAUGAUAUUUACAUUCCAAUCUCACAGCUCAUCACAUGUUACUGUGGUAUACUGAAUAGUAUGACAUAAUAAUUAAGCAGGUGUGGGCUUCAUCUACAGGUUGGUGUAUUCUUGUGUUUCAUGCGACAUCACACUGUAUAAUCAUUGCCAUUUUAAGGAGCAAAUAGAAGACUGAUUGCAUGAAUGUUACUGAGUCAGUGCUUCGUUAAGAAGCUUCACUUCAUUACUCAGAUAAGAACAACAACUAGCGAUGCAAACAGAGAUGUCAUUAAUGUUGUGUGAAGUGUCUCGACACUGGAAAGGAGAAUCCUUCAUUCUGAUGGUAGGAGGGUGCUCUACAAAACCAUCAGCCUGUAUCCUCUUGGUUUCUGUGAUGUACAACUGAUUACAUAUCUUACAGGAGAGACGGUUAACUCCUGCAGUGAUGCACAAGGCAUGAUAAGUGGCAAAAACUGAUCCUUUAGGGCCUAUGAUUUUAGUGUCUGUAUUAAUAAAUUUGCAGGUGGAACCUCUUGAACGGUUGCAUACAGAAGCACUGUAGUUACUCUUAGGCUGUGUAUUUAAUUCAGUAGAAUGAGAAAUGAGCACUAAAAGUCAUAGCAGUCUGUCCUAAAGUCUGUCCUAGCAGUCAAUUGUGUAGAAGCCAUAUGUAUGAGUUUAUGAGCAACUUAUGAGUGUGAGGAUAAGAGUAAUUUCUGAAUUUAUUAUAGUUUUAACUUAAAGUCUGUUGUAUCGAACUGAAGUUAUUAACUGUUCAAUGGUGAGACCCGAGUGCAAGCUGUUCUUAGCAAUCCAUGCAUCCCAGUUCACCACAACACUCUAUGCCUGUGAACCGUCUGCUGCUUUACCUAUUAUCUGCUAUUGUUGUUGUGCUGCAACAUCAGUCCAAAAUGUUGAAUGAAUAUUUAAGGUUCACUAUACUAGAACAGAACCAAUAGCCACUCAGGCCUGUAACUGUGAAAGUCUAGUUAAAGUAGCUUUUUAUGAGCUUUUUAUUAAUUAUUACAAUUAAUAAUAAAAAAAGAUUUGUACUGUAAUUUAUGAUGUGUGGUCUUGUUUAUCUAAUUAUCUAUAGGAUAACAAAAAGAUUGAUAGUGUAGGCAGGGCAUAUAAGUGCUACAUAGCUAGAUACAGUAUAAGCAGUAGAUUAUUGCUGCAUUCGUGGUGCCUUGUAAGUGGUAAUUUGAAGGUUGCUCUGAAAACAAUGUGGAUGUUAUAGAUAAUUUGAGUAGUUUUGAGGGCAAGGCUGGCCUGUUAGGGCGGGACGGUGUCCAUCCCACUCGGGAAGUGCUGAUCUCAUUUUUUCCAGCAUAGCACAUAGUCUCAGAACAGGCCUAGUUAAUCUGUGACAAUCCAGGGCUAAGGCCAGGGAGCAGACAAGCAGGUUAAACUGACCUGAGUCAUCACUCACUAUACUACUAUACGAUAUUGAGACUGUGUCUGUUCCCUGAGGUAAACAAAAAUGUAGAAAUACUCAGAGAGUUUGUUGUAGUAACCUAAUUAACAUAAAAUUAGAUCAUACUGAAUGCACAGCCAGCACCUUUCAUCUGAAGCUAGGAUGAGAACAAUAAAGCGCUUAUUGUUAAUGAAACUAUUACUGAUCAAGAAUUUAAUAUACUGAGUUUAACAGAAAUAUGGAUUAAACUAAAUGAGUAUGUAGCAAUAAAUGAAGCUAACUGGCAGAG